Volvox carteri f. nagariensis is the source of this 3631-nucleotide messenger RNA. RefSeq lists its product as uncharacterized. The transcript is spliced from 25 exons. The coding region runs from base 1 to 2976 and encodes 991 amino acids. NCBI's taxonomy places the organism in Eukaryota, Viridiplantae, Chlorophyta, Chlorophyceae, Chlamydomonadales, Volvocaceae. Gene Ontology annotation, biological process: maturation of 5.8S rRNA; RNA catabolic process. Gene Ontology annotation, cellular component: nucleus. Gene Ontology annotation, molecular function: RNA helicase activity; RNA binding; ATP binding. The record is from RefSeq and is a predicted model, not a curated record.
AUGGAAUUAUCUCCUGAAGGCCUGGCAGCUGCGGCGGCGACGCGUCAAGCUGCGCGGAAGCGGCAGCAGGAUGCCAAGGAGGACGGCGCUGGGGAUGGCCCUGUCUCCCCUCAGUCCGAGCAGCCGGCCAAACGCCUUCAGGCCAUCGGUGGUCGUCCGCCAUCAACUUGCACGCAUGAGGUUGCUGUGCCGGAAGGAUUUGACGAAUCCACCCUCAAACACGACCCGGAGGUCCAUGGCACCCUCCAUGAACCCAUUUACAAAGGCUCCCGCGCCAAGGAGUAUCCCUUCGUUCUGGACCCAUUUCAGGAGACCAGUAUAGCAUGCCUGGAGCGACACGAGUCGGUCCUGGUGUCAGCGCAUACGUCGGCGGGCAAGACUGUGGUUGCUGAGUAUGCCAUUGCCAUGGGCUUUCGGAGCAACCAGAGGGCUCUGUCCAACCAGAAAUUCAGAGAGCUGUCGGAGGCGUUUGCAGGCGAUGUGGGUCUCAUGACGGGCGAUGUGAGCCUCAACCCGAAUGCCUCAUGCAUCGUGAUGACCACGGAGAUCCUGCGCUCCAUGAUUUACCGGGGCAGUGAGCUGCUCCGAGAGGUGGCCUGGGUGGUGUUCGACGAGGUCCACUACAUGCAGGACCGGGAGCGCGGCGUGGUGUGGGAAGAGACCAUCAUCUUCCUGGACCACCGCACCAAGAUGGUAUUCCUUUCCGCCACGCUUUCGAAUAGCUCCCAGUUCGCUGCCUGGGUGGCCCACCUGCACAAGUCACCAUGCCAUGUGGUGUACACAGACUACCGGCCAACACCGCUGCAGCACUACGCAUACCCAUCGGGCGGCAGAGGACUGUACUUACUGCUAGACGAGCGGGGCAAUUUCAGGACGGAGAAUUUUGACAAGCUCCGGGAGAGUCUCUCCAUGACGGCCAUCAAGUUCCAGAAUUGGGAGCCCGUCAUCUUCUUCUCCUUCGCCCGCAGGGACUGCGAGUCGUACGCCAACGCGCUGCUUGCGCGGAAGGAAGUCCGGGGAAAGGGGGGAGAUCCGGACCGGGAGCGGGAGAAAGAGCUGCUGUUCGAUUUCAACACCGAGGACGAGAAGUCGCAAGUGGAGGAGAUUUACGACAACGCGUUGCAGUGCCUAAGCGAGGCGGACCGGCAGCUCAAGCCCAUCAGCCGUAUGCUGCCGCUGCUUAAACGGGGAAUCGGAGUGCACCAUUCGGGUCUGCUACCCAUUCUAAAGGAGCUCAUAGAAAUCCUCUUCCAGGAGGGGCUGCUCAAGGUGCUGUUCACCACGGAGACCUUCGCGAUGGGUCUCAACAUGCCUGCCCGGUGUGUGGUAUUCACCGCCAUGAGGAAGUGGGACGGCGCGGAGAGCCGCUGGAUCAGCUCGGGAGAGUACAUCCAGAUGUCGGGACGAGCUGGCCGUCGCGGUAUGGACGACCGCGGUUUGGUGGUCAUGAUGCUGGAUGCGGAGCUGGAGGAGCAGACGUGCAGGGCCAUCAUGCAGGGCAAGCCCUCCCCGCUGCUGUCCUCCUUCAAACUGACCUACUACACCAUGCUCAACAUGUUGCGACGCCUGGAGGGCAGUGACACGGGCACCAUGGAGUACGUCAUCCGCCACUCCUUCCAGCAGUUCCAACAGGAAAGCCAGCUGCCAAAGCUGGAGCGCGAGUUGGCUGAUUUGGAGGCGGAGAUGGCGGCCCUGGGUCGAGAGGGCGAGGAGGCGAUGGCGGCAUACCAGCGCCUGCGCACCGAAAUCGCGGAGGCGGGAACGCAGCUGCAGGCGCUUAUCACGAAGCCAGCGCACUGCCUGACCUUCCUGCGGGCGGGCCGCCUGGUGCGAGUCAGCUCGGGGGGCGUGGACUUCGGCACGGGAGUGGUGGUAUCGGUCCUGCGCCGGCCGGACGCGCCGCCGGCGACGGCGGACGGGGGCGAGGAUGACCGAGACGCCUACCUGGUGGACUGCAUUUUGUCACUAGACGCCUCCUCGCUGCCAGGGCAAGACGGCGGUGGCAGUGGUGAUAGUGGUGGUCCGCAGCCCGCGGCGCCAGGCGCGCCGGGCUCGGUGGCAGAAGUUGUUCCGGUGACGCUGUCUUGCCUGGCGCAGCUGCACAGCCUAAGAAUCAGUCUGCCACCGGACUUGCGACCAGAGGAGGCACGGAGGGGCGUCAUGGUCCAGGUGGGGGAGCUGCUGCGGCGCCACGGCGAGGCGGGGCUGCCCAGGCUGGACCCCAUCGAGGACAUGGAUAUACGCGACCCAGGGUUGUCCGAGGUCAUUGCGCGCAUAGAAGCGCUGGAGGUGCAGCUGCAGCGCAAUCCCGUGUUCAAGGCGGAGAAGGACGCUGCCAAGUUUGCGCCCUACUUGCGCCGCGCCGCGUUGGCGGCCCGCGCGGAGACGCUGCGUGCGGAGAUGCGCACCAGCCAGUUGAGCGCGUUCAAAGAGGAGGCUGCGUGUCGAACCGCAGUCCUGCGGCGGCUGGGGCACAUUGACGCGGAAGGUGUGAUGACCCUGAAGGGCCGCGCCGCAUGCGAGAUCGACACUGCUGACGAGCUGUUGGCUUCGGAGCUGCUUCUCAACGGCACUUUCUCCUCCCUCGAGUCGGCACAGCUGGUGGCUCUGGCGUCGUGUCUAAUCCCGAUGGCAGGGCCGCUGGCGCAGCUGCAGGCGGCUGCUCGUCACAUUGCCGAGGUGAGCCGCGAGUGCAAACUGGACUUGGACCCCGACGAGUACGUGGAGUCCUUCAAGCCGGCCCUGAUGGACGUGAUCUACAGUUGGAGCAAGGGGGCUACAUUUGCCCAGGUGUGCGACAUGACGGACAUUUUUGAAGGGUCGUUGGUCCGAGCGACACGCCGGUUGGACGAGCUGCUGGGGCAGCUGGCUAACGCUGCUGCGGCUGUUGGAGACCACACGCUCGCUGACAAGAUUCGUGAAGCCACCAACACCAUCCGACGAGACAUCAUGUUUGCCGCGUCGCUGUACAUCUGAACUGAACGCGAGUCGGACCCGAACCGUUGACGAACGUACAGAAAACGCAUGGCGAGGCGCACGUACAGAUUGUGCUUUCGCCAUGCGCGUUGGUUCUCUUAGUUGGGGGGUGCGUGGUGGGCCUUGUAUAUAUGGGGGCGGUGCACUGCGGGCCUGGGAGGGUGGGUGAGCAGGUGAGCAGGAGGGCUGACGGUGCUUCGUUUUAAAGUGUUUACAGGUAUUCGUGCACUGAGCUGACACAACAUACCCCGUGAUGCACCAGGUGCUCGUUAGCCUGAUGGGGAAUGCGAAGGGGUUUGCGACACCUGGUAUCGCCGUUGCAGAGGCUCCUGACACAAGCACACAAUCGACAUCUGCGUGAGUUCGUCAGUGCCCACUUGUUUUGUUGGGCUUACCGUUGGACAGGAUAGCGGUUGGAUGGUCUACCCCUGGACGGAUCUGUGGAUGGAUGGUUCCAGGGGCUCGACUGACCAAGCCAGGCAAGGACCCGAGCAGGUGUUUCUGGAAAUUCCACGUUCACAUGCAACACCCAUGCGUCAGAACAGUUCUUGCCAAGCACACAGGCAAUAUGCGGCAGGCAAGCCUGUAUUUACGGUGGUUCGCAACUCUAUUGUGUGGUUUGAACACCACACGAAGGAAUGUAAAAAUGGCCGAG